AAGCGGGAUCUACAAUAGAAAUCGUAGAGUCGUAAGUCGUAGAAAUCGACCAAUCGCGGUCGAUUUUUCUUCUUAUGCUCGAUCGCGAUUGGUCAAUUUCUACGACUUCUAUUGUAGACCCCACUUAACGUUUGCUGCACGAUAACGGAACAAGUGUUGACGCGACUCGACUUUCUUUCUUCAGAGCGCUUCUUUCAUUUCGUCGGACUUAUGAUUACCGUGAGUUAGACACGUGGGAUCCCUCGAUGCGCGCAUUUCACUCAGCUCGCGCUAAAAUAAACGUUUUUCCGGCUUCGCUAAGUGCGGGAAAUCUCGUGUCAAUGUACCCGGUGAGGAGACGAGACCCAAGACAAGACAAGAAAUCAUGAGAACAAACGGCACUUGGCAUUCAGAUCACGCACGACUACUACGGAGCUGUCUGCCGAUCUACGCCUCUUUCGAUCACGGCGUACGUAUGUGUCACGAGUCGUCGUGUAUCAAGUCGUUGAUUAAUUGGCACCACUCGACCGUAUGACGCCUAAUUAGAUGGUAGUGAAGGGCCAAUGUGAAAAUCGAAUGUAGUUGAACGAUGUAUAAAAGUAUGAUUACGAUGAAAAUUACUGUAAUAAGUUGUGAGAGCUAUUCGACUAGCACACACAGAGUAAUGUUGAUUCGAGUAAAGAGAACAGUUUAAGGUACAGGUCGAAGAACUCUCGUUCGAUAACGCAGAACUUUGAAACCUACAUUUCGAGUUAAUGUGGCGGGAGAAGAGAGGGAAAAAUGGAAAGAAGGCAAAGAGAAUGUAUGUAAUUAUAAUAAAUGAAAUAAUUAUGCAGCGAACUAAUAGAGAGAUAUCGCAAAAAUUAAAUAUAUCUAUAAAAUUAGUGUCAUAGUGUUAUCUGUAAAAACUGAAUAGAUAAUUUAUAGUUAUCUGUGAAAACACAGAAUAAUUAAUUUAUUUAUGAAAACAAAAAAGAUAAUUUAUAGUUACUUGUAAAAAUCGAAUGAAUAUUAAACGAGAACUUAGUGAUAACAAAAGAUGUUGCAAUUGAAAACAUUCGUCUACACAUUCGAUUACGUUAAGACUCGAUUGAGAUAAUUGAUAGUAAUUAAUUGGAAAUCUCUCACAAGAAAUUUUCCUUUCCUACACUGAGAGAAAAAAUAUCUCAAAAUUAGUAAGCAUUUAUUUGAUGGAUGCUAACAGCGUAUUUAUUUAAAUCUAAAUUCUUUUUUAUCUAUACAAAAUAAAUAAUUACUCUUAUAAAAAUACAAAGUUUUUCUUAAAGUUUUAAGAAAAUUUUCUGUAUUGAAAUAUAUUUUAUAUUAGUGCAAACAAAUAUGCCGUUAGUACCUAUCGAAUAAAUAUUUGCUAAUCUUUAGAUAUUUUCUUUUCAGUGUACAACCAAAUUCAGUCUCCAGAAAACAGAAUUAGUUGGACGAAUCCAGUUCUUUUCCGUGUAGAAAAUAAAAUAAUAGAAUUGAUAAGAAAUAAAGAUUGCGGUCUAGCUUUCAGGUCAAUUUUCGUGACCGGAUAUUGUUCUCAACGUUAAUCCCGAUGAUAAAUGCGAAAGAUCACAACAGUGCCGCGAAGGAGACCGGGAAGUUUCGACUCCUUCGGGCCGGGUCAGGUCGUUAGUGUUCGCGCGUGAGAGAAGUCGCUGACAUUUCGGGAUGUUGGGCACCGGUAUAAACGAAGCGGGAAAGCCGCAGCGGCCCUUCCUCAUCGACGACAUCCUGGACCUUGUCGGUUUCGAUUGCCGAGCCCGUAAAUUUUACCCGCUCAGCCUCUGCGCCUCGCACGAGAAUAGAAUAAUGACGGGAGAGAAACCCUUGCCCCUCUCCCCCUCCCCCGGAUUGUCGCGCUUCUCCCGGAAGAUCUCGGAGGAUGUCGUUGUCUCGUCUCGCGGGCGUCUGUUCGCGGGAAUUGUGAGAUCUCGUGGAAAACAUGGUGUAUGUCGCCAACGAGCGACUGUAUCCCUCGUAACUUGCUGCUUUACUCUCGAACUUAUCCGAUUCUUUCGUUCACGAAAUGCAUAAACCGUGUACGGGAAAAAAUUAUCUCAUAAGAUCGCCGGAAUCUUCACGAAGUUCAAUCGUGAGUCCAGAUUCUUUCUCACAAACGAUCCCCAAAAUCUGUCAAUAGUUAUUACUUCAAACUCAUCUCAAGUGAGUUAUUCGGAUUUGAAUUCAGAGUUACAUGAGAAUUCUUCAGUCGAAUCAGAUAUAAAUGUCACGUGUAUCAUAAUGCAACUGGAAAACUUGCAUCUAAUUCUAAACAAAAGUGUCUGAAUAUCUCAGAUAAAAUAUUCAGAUGAAGAAUCCAAAAUACUAUUGAAAAGACUUCGAGCUUCGAAGUUCGAAGUUUGAGCUUCGAAGUUUAGCGCGAUUCCAAAUUCUUUAUCGCGAAUUUGUGGUUCGUUCUUUCUGAAAGAUAUUCUCGUGAGUCCAAUUUCUUUAUCGCGAAUUUGGAGCUAGUCGUUUUCAAAUGAUAUUCGCGGGGGAUCUCCGCGCUUCUCGCGAAGAAAAUUGUCAUGUCGAGUCACUGAGGACACAAGUGAAACAUGUAAUACAGUUCUUGUACACAGUCUGUAUUUUCCUACGGCUAUGUCGUGUGUUUGAAAGCAGACAGACAUCGUACGACCCCGCAUGGAAAGAGAAACUAUUACGCAGGCCAUAAAAGUGCUUACAGAUUAACGGUCCGUAAAAGACUACGAUGACAGAAACCAAAAAGGGUUAUUAGCUCUCGCGUUGGUUUACACAACACUUAUCCGCUUGCUCGCACGUAAAAUCGAAACUGCACAAACACUUCUUCUUUAAACUGCGUUUUCCGGUCGUUUACAGAAAAUCCUCUCUUUCUCUUUCUCUCUGCAUUGUUCCGGAAUACAUUCUGUGCAGAUACGACCAAAAGAACAGAGCUGGCGAGAGUGUCAGUUUCUUCCUCCAUAAUUUUCGGAGCGCCAAAUUAGUAUGCUAAUUGGUAACCUAAUUACAUCUUGUGCAAGUAGAAAUAUGUGAUUUCGUCAAAAUUCAUCAAAAUCCCGUUCGUGAAGAUCCCCAGAUAGACAAAUAUACGUAAAUUAGUAAAGAAGGCAACUUUACUAGUCGAUUUGUAAAGAUUGUUUAAGAAUGAUUCAUAGAAUAAUGAAAUAGAAUCACAAAGGAAUACGAAGGAAAUGAUCGAAAUUUGUCAUGCAGUAUGAAAAUUUGAGUAUGAGUAAAAAAAGGUCAAAAAUGCUUUUACUGAUUCACUUUAAAGCCUGAUUUACAAUGUGCUCUUUGCUUCCUGUUUCGUUCUUCCGUUCUAUCUCUAUCGUUUAACCUCUUUUUAACUUAAGAGAAUUAGAAAAAGAUAAAGAAACAGGAAGCAACGAGCAUAUUGCAAGUUAGGCUUUGAAGAGUAUGAUAGAAAUUUAAUGAUAAAUUCAGUACAGUACAUUGUACAUACUGUACACACAAGUACAGUUAUAUAUUUAUGUGCUGUAUAGUAUAUAAUACAGUUCAAGCACAUUUGCUUAAUAAAUGUAAUUGUACAGUCCCCAUCGUCGAUUGUAUUUCACAAUCGUGAUAAUUACGAAAGUCUAUCUGGGUCCCUUAAGCGGAGUCUACAAUAAAAGUCGUAGACAUUGAGCAGUCGAUUAUUCUUCUCGUACCCGACUAUGAUUGGUCAAUUUCUACGAUUUACAACUCUACGACUUCUAUUGUAGACCCCGUUUUACUCGCGGGUACCGUCGUCGGCUCGACCGCGGCUCCGGAGCGAGCUUCUUUUCGGGGCGACACGCGCGUGCCGGGCACGUGUACGUGCGGCGGCCUCCCGUUCGCGAUCCCCUUCAAAUCCGUGCGCCCUUCCACGUUCGUUCACGCGUUAAUGUCCGCGUAAAGAGGGAAGGAGAGCGAGGGAGGCAGAGGAGGAGACAUGGAGGAGAAACAGAAGAGAAGAGCGACCGCAGCAGCACGGCAGAGCGGCGCGCGGAGAGACAGGAGGAAGCGGCACCGUGUGCCAUCGUGGUUUUUUGAGUGUUCCAAAAAUACUCUCGACUCGGGGGAAAGAUAAAGAGAAGAACGGGGCGGGAAAGCCGGGCGAUUCGAUGGGCAGGAGGGAGGAGAGCGAAAAGAAGGAUGAUGCGCCUUGGUAGCCGUGGAGUAAGAGAGAAGAGAACGCCAGUCCUCCGUGACUAUUCAUCCGAGAAACGUGCUCGCGAGCACCGCGGCGACAAAGGGCACGGCAAGGAGAAGGGGAGAGAUUGCGAACCGCGAAAAUCCCGAGAAGAUUCCUCGGUCGCACGAUCGCGCGACGGGAACAAGACCGCGCCGCGAGGAGAUGUAUGCGUGUAUCCUUCCGGUUGUGUAAACCGAUCGAGACAUCGGGCGCAUCGCUUGCAGCAGUUGCAAAAAGGAAGUGUCGGUAACGCAAUUUAGUCAGGUGAAAAGGAAAGAGAGAAGGGAAGGAUGAAAUUGCAAUUUUCAAUUCGCACUUAAUUUCGAUAAAUCCGAAGAGAAUUGGCUGCGUAUUACACAUGUAUGUAAAGAUGAGUAAAUAAUAACGCUUAGGAUUCACGCUUCGACGACGUGACUUGACGUUGAAAAAAACGCGCGUGCAAUAUCAUCCGCGGAUCAUCCUCCAAUCGAUCGCGGACGGUCACGUCGCGGCGAUUCGAAUCGGCUGCAAUUCAAAGUGACACCGUACGCGAUCGAGGAUGCCUCUGAAAAUCGAAAGCGGCACCUACACGGUGAAUCCGGUGGUGAAAAAGAAUGUCUCGAAGUUCCUCCUCUGGAAACAUUGGCGGCGAAGUGUGCACGAGGACCGCGUGGACGAGGAUUGGCGAGGAAGUGGGCAGCCGUGCGGGGGCGGUGAGGUGGCGGGCCUGGACGACGUCGACGACUUCUGCACCGCGACGGUGACGUCGUCGGUCCCCGGAGCCGGUGGCAUCCACUCGCAUCGACGUAACAGACCGCUCUCCCUGGCCGUCCAGCCUCUCAACUAUCAUCGCCUCGACCCGGACCACAAGACAGCCGCGGAGAUCGCCACCAGGCACCAUCACCCUAACAUGACCAGCCAGGAGAGUAUCGGCAGUUGCAGCCUGGACGUCGACCGCUCUGCGUCCGACCGAUCAGAGAACACUGUGGACUCAGUAUCGGAGAAAACCCUGCACAGCUUGAACUUGUCGUGCAACGGUGAGCCAGUGUCGUUAGCUGAGAACUUGGCGAACGGCAGCAGUGAGACGCUGCAGAAGUCGCACCUCACCCCCGAUGAGAAGCUGAACGUCAGCAAUGGUCCACGAGGCAGUCCCGAGCCGGAGCAGCUGACAGCGAAGAAGCCGAGUUACUUGGGUCUGGCGUGCAGCAUAAGCGGCUACUCGGGCAUCACCAGGUACGACAGUAAGCUCAGGGAAGGAUUUCGCUCGAGAGACAGCAGCCCCGGCGCAAGAUUGAUCACGAGGGACACGAGUCCUGCAGGUUUCAAAUCCAACGAGAAUCUCAGUGUUCCGUCGUAUCACCCGCCUAAAAGCCACUCGAUAUCGCCGUUAGCGAUGGACCGGCAAAACGGAUUCGCCAAUGGCAUGAAGGAGGAGUGCAAGAUCGAGACAUACAUAGAGAGCAGAAGCUCGAUCACGAUAUGCCAAGAUUUUUCGGAAGUUGACAAGGGAGUAUCGUUGCAUACAGCAUUCCCCGACCUCAGCCCCAUCAGGACGAGCACUUCCAUUAGCAAGCAAAGCCCCGGGAUAUCGCCGAUGAUGUCCUGCGCUCAACAAGACAAAUCUUUUCCCGCGGGUUUCUCCUCUCCCAAGCAGGGUAUUAGUAAUCUCUCGAAUACUUCGUUUAGUGACACUAAUGUUCUAAACGGCUUGACGACUGAGGUUGAGAGCCAAGUAUUGAACACCUCAUCGAACAGUGAGAAAUCGUUCAUUCAGCAGCGAGUGGAGCGGCUCUACGGUCCAGGUGCUUUAGCGCAAGGUUUCUUCUUCAAGCGAAGCACCACUAAACUAAACGUCACCAGCGACGGUAGUUUCAAUAAGUCCGGUAACAAUAACAAUAUUUCGACAGACAACGCAAACACAGACGAAUCGUUGAAGAAUCUGCCAGUGCUGCGGCACCUGCGCCCGGAAUUCCGGGCGCAGCUUCCUGUAGUUAGCACCAGAAAGCCUACGGACGGUACGGAGCAGGUCAUCAAGCCCCUACAGAGGGUAAUACCGGUGACACGGAAGGUCGAUCCGAAGAACCCCACGACCACGAAUUCGCAGAACAGCGUAACGAGGAGAAUCCCGGUGAUCGUGGAGAGCGAUACGUCGAAACGCGAUACCACAAGCAUACCUGAUCAGCAGCCAGCCGCGCCGAAGGUGGUGUUACCCGUGUUGGAACCCAGCGCGAGUUCAACGAAUAUAGCAAAGCAAGCUCAAGAAGCGGAGAAAGUAGUAGAAGAGAAAGACGGACAUUACUUUAUGAAGUUACUGAAACAGGAAACAGACAGGCUGCUCUCGUUGGCUGCAUCUGCCGAGGCCGAAUUAGCUAGCGGCGAUACCGUUGCACUGCCGGAGGAAGCAGCUGGUAAACUGAGAUCAGCCGCGGGCAAAGCUAGAUUGUUGACUUCUCAGAAAAUGCAGCAAUUCGAGGGACUCUGCCAGAAGAACAUUAAUCAGGUGCCAGAUGAAGAGUUCCCGACGACGAACGAGGACUUGGCCGGCUUCUGGGACAUGGUGAUGCUGCAGGUGGUUCAGGUGAACGAUCUUUUCGACCAGAUAGAAAAGCUGCGGAAGUCGCAGUGGCAAGAAAGCGUGCCGGACAAGAAGGCCGCGCCAACCUCGCAGAACGGCAAGCGCAGAGUCAUCUCGGUCCACAAAGCAAAGCCGACUGCGAACAGCGAGGCGAACAGGAAGGCGCGGGAGGCGAGGGAGCAGGCGCGACGACAGCUGAUCGAGGAGCGGAGACGAGCGAUGCGCUCUAACGCGCAGAACACUGACAGUUCCGUCGAGAUCUUCGCCCCCGAGACGUAACGACGAACAACGGCGCGCUGAGUCGGGACUCGGGACAAAUGAUGAGACACAAUCGGCAUUGUAGAGCUCAUAAGAAAUAUUAGCGCGUGUAGACUGUGACGUAGGGAUCAAGCGCGUUGCGAUCAUCACGCCUCGAAUGAGCGUUGGGCUGACACGCGAGGAGGUAUAUAAGAGAGAGAAAGAAGAGAAAAGAAUCACACGUCGUUAUGCGAUCAGCUUAUGCGAAAAUCAAAGCUGCUUAUUAUUACUACUACUACUGCUAUUACUACUAUUACUACUACUAUUACUAUUAUUAUUAUUAGUAUUAUUUUAUUAUUAUUAUUAUUAAUCAAUGUCUCAUCCUCCGUAUGCGAGUCAGAGUCGCAACGAGGAACGAAAAAGUGUCGAGAGCGCAUCAGAGGUUACUCAGAGGAUGUUUCGCAUUACGAAUGGCAAGAAAAAAGGAGGCACGACUCGGAGGCGAAGGUCUCUCGUCGAGUUUCAACGCGUCGCGUAUUAACGUCCCGAAUAUCCUAGCAAUAAUGCGACGAUGACGACGAUGACGACGAUGACGACGGCGCGUCGCACCCUUCUUGUUUAUAGAGAUAUUUUGUAACGAAACGCGAGGAAAAUACUUGCCGUAGCGCCUUGUCAGAUUGUUUUUCUACGUUGAGUGUCGGACAGACACUGAUUAACUUAUAUUUGUACAAGCUGUAGUGAGUUAAUAAUAUUGUGGGAACAGUUGCGGCAGCCGGACAGCCGCGACGAAGAAUCGGAUGAACGCGAUAUCGCGCGAGGAACUCUUGUCGGUCGAUGUCAGUCGCCCUUCGGAAGUCCACCGGGGUGUCUAGGUUAAGAGUCCGGAUGCGUCGAUCGUAAGGGGCGUCAGAUUUUUCAUGCGAUUUUAUCACACGUAUGACGAUCUGAUUUCUGACGACCAACAGCAGUCUUCUCACGUAGGUCCUGUCGUGACAAUUCGCAAUCUUAACCUAGACACAAGGCGAUUUAUCGUGUAGUUUAUGUAUGUAAAUAGAAUUAAACGGAUAUUCACAAUUGCACGAGGCCCACCUCAUGUUAGGCCGAGUGUUCGCCUAAUAGCUUUUUCUAUCAGAUAUCGACAAAGUUUCCCAGUUGAGAGAGAUGCUGUCAACAACAGACGAGAGUAAAAAGAUUCCUAUUAUUCUUAUUAUUCUUAUUAUCAUUACAGUCACUGCGAUAAACACAUUUUAUUAUUAUUAUUAUUAUUCUAUUCUAAUUAUAAUUAUACACGAAUACACCCUCAUCUCCCGCGCGAAACGUGGUCGUAUAUAAAUUAUUCUCGUCAGCGACGGUGUUAUUAGUCGUAUCAACGCUCUCUGGAAUAUCCGCUGCGACGACGUUCCACCACGUUACGCGCGUGAGACUCACCGCGUCCAAGUGUAGUGGCUGGCGUUUUUCACUUAUUUGUAAGAUGAUCAUGUUUGAUGAAUCAUUGUUUGUCGCACAUAUUCGAAGACGUUUAUGGAGGAAAGAGAGAGAGAGAGAGAGAGAGAGAGAGAGAACGUUGAAUGCGAAUGUGCGCGGCAGGUGCGUUUUGGAUACUGUCACAAGCCUUGAGCGCGAUGCGACGCGUCAUGAAUCUCGAUCGGAUUGUCGACUUGAUCUAUUUGACCGUGGCUCAACGUGUCGCUCAAUCGUUACAUCCGCCAAACCUGACAUUCCCCGUGAUAAAGAACGUCUCUCGUAAACGAAAGAAGGAAAAAAAAAGAAGAAAAGAAAACCUCUUUUCGCGUAGUUAUACACGACUGUAACUUACACUCCUCAGCAUCCGAUUAACGGUUAGCGGUUCUAACGGCAAGUCAUCAACCAAAUAACACUAUCAUACCUAAGUAAUGUAAUCACGAGCGUGUGUCGUCGCGCGCGAACUGUAAUCACGACUCUCGUUAUUCGCGUCAGUGUUAUCAUUAUUAUCAUUGCGCCGAUUUUGUCUCGGUUCCUUUUGUCGGAAAUUUUUGUAAAAAAAUUCACCCGUGUAAUUUAUUGAUUGUUAAUUCCCUUGGUGCCUUCAUUAUUUAUACAUGUGUAUAUAAUCGACUGACACAGCCAACAAUUUUAUGUACAUGUAUCUAUUUAAAUUAUACGUUUGAUCGAAUUUCACAUGAAAUCUGUUGAUAAAUAAGAAUAAAACGAAUAAAUACCAUUAUUUAUCAA
This is a messenger RNA of Odontomachus brunneus, 9137 nucleotides long. RefSeq lists its product as uncharacterized. Lineage: Eukaryota; Metazoa; Arthropoda; Insecta; Hymenoptera; Formicidae. Bases 4674 to 6968 code for a protein of 764 amino acids. Gene Ontology annotation, cellular component: postsynaptic specialization; glutamatergic synapse. Gene Ontology annotation, biological process: signaling. The transcript has 9 exons. Gene Ontology annotation, molecular function: molecular adaptor activity. The record is from RefSeq and is a predicted model, not a curated record.